AUGGCAACCUACGCUCUGCAAAUCGCUGGACUGGUGCUUGGUGGAGUUGGCAUGGUGGGCACGGUGGCUGUCACCAUCAUGCCUCAGUGGAGGGUGUCUGCCUUCAUUGGAAGCAACAUCGUGGUGUUUGAAAACCUCUGGGAAGGACUGUGGAUGAAUUGCAUGAGGCAUGCCAACAUCAGGAUGCAAUGCAAAGUCUAUGAUUCCCUGCUGGCUCUUUCUCCAGACCUACAGGCUUCCCGAGGAUUGAUGUGUGCAGCUUCUGUGCUGUCCUUCCUGGCUUUUAUGACAGCCAUCCUUGGCAUGAAGUGUACCAGGUGUACUGGGGACAACGAGAACAUGAAGAGUCGCAUCCUGCUAACGUCUGGAAUCAUCUUCAUUGUCACAGGCAUGUUGGUGCUCAUCCCUGUGAGCUGGGUUGCCAAUUCCAUCAUCAGAGACUUCUACAACCCCAUAGUGGAUGCUGCCCAGAAACGUGAGCUGGGAGAAGCCCUCUACAUAGGUUGGACCACAGCACUGGUGCUGAUUGCUGGAGGGGCACUAUUCUGCUGUGCCUUCUGUGGCACUGAAAAGAGCAGUAGCUACAGAUACUCAAUACCAUCUCACCGCACCACUCAGAAGAGCUUUCACAUGGAAAAGAAGUCUCCGAGCAUAUAUUCCAAAAGUCAGUAUGUGUAG
Marmota flaviventris (yellow-bellied marmot) is the source of this 678-nucleotide messenger RNA. RefSeq names its product claudin 8 (gene Cldn8). Gene Ontology annotation, cellular component: bicellular tight junction; membrane. Gene Ontology annotation, molecular function: structural molecule activity. The record is from RefSeq and is a predicted model, not a curated record. NCBI's taxonomy places the organism in Eukaryota, Metazoa, Chordata, Mammalia, Rodentia, Sciuridae.